CUACCAAACUCCUCAUUUAUUUUCUUACCAAACUCUUCAUUUAUUUACUUUACCAGUUUUCAUUUUUACUACUCCUCCCUAUUGCCUCACUUUAUCUCUCUGCUCCGCCGCUUCACUGCUCUACUCGCUCCGUCACCAGAACCUGCUCGCGCCAUAACCAUUCUUAACAGGUUGUGAAACAAUCAAUUAUGAGUGAGCAUCAGUCGCAAGGACCGGUUCUUAGUACUAGCCCAAGAAAAAGAGCUUUAUUAGUCGGUUUAAAAUACCAGCGACCUUUAAUGGACUUCACACACGUGAAUUGCAAAAGAAUGCAAGAAUGCUUAGUGAAAAGAUUUGGAUUUCCUGAAGAGGAUCUUUAUCUCAUGUUAGACACAAACUUGAACUAUACACUUCCGGGUCCUAUUGAUAGUGAUCUAAUACUCGACAAGUUAUAUGAUUUAAUUAAAUCGUCAAAGUCUGGUGAUAGUUUGGUAUUUUAUUUUAGUGGUCUUACUGACUUUAACCCCGAAAAUAAGAGAUUUAUUGUCGGAGCUGAUCAUUGUACUGUAGAUGGCGAGGUAUUAUCACAGCAUCUGAAAAAAAUACCUAGGGGAUGUGCCGCAAUGUUUAUCAUUGAUGCUCCCUAUGGAGGAGGCUUUAUUGAAAUAUUUUCUAAGGAAAUUGUGUUAUUCACAUCCUCACGAACAGAUGAAGAUCAUAUAAGUAGUGGAAGUUACGGUUCUCUUAGGAACUUAAGAGGUCGUAACCCAAUAUCCGAAUCAGGUUCCAAUUUUACACGUUGUUUUUUGCAUUUUAUUGAAGAAAACAAUGAUAUACUUAAUCAGGAUUUGAUAGACAAGAUCAGUUUGAAAUUCCGUCAGUGCGGCGUCGUACAUACACCGGCUCUCUUAUGCACUAAAGAGAAAGCAAAGUCGAAGGUUUUUCGUUGUUAUGAAUAGAAACAUGAAUGUUAUGAGAAAGAGGUUACAAGGUCACUAGAGAUUUCAAAAGUCACCUUUAAUUAAAGUAACUUAUCCAUGCUGAUUGUUAUUUGUGUCUUGUGAUAAAUAUUUGUAAUCUUUUCUGUAGCAGUAAGAAUGUGAACUUGGUAUUGAAUGCUUUACUUAGGUAUUUGAAUGUUGGUAAUAUAAGAAUGGUAUCAAUCUUAAAAAUUGUGCACCCAAGUCUUGCAUAGGUCCUUCUAAUUUGAUCGUUGUGUUGUAUAAAAUAUAUCACUUUUAUAAUGCACU
Molecule: messenger RNA, 1229 nt
Organism: Trifolium pratense (red clover)
Lineage: Eukaryota; Viridiplantae; Streptophyta; Magnoliopsida; Fabales; Fabaceae
Product: metacaspase-7-like
Exons: 4
Coding region: 189-938 (249 amino acids)
Source: RefSeq, a predicted model, not a curated record